Molecule: messenger RNA, 2045 nt
Organism: Gordionus sp. m RMFG-2023
Lineage: Eukaryota; Metazoa; Nematomorpha; Gordioida; Chordodea; Parachordodidae
Product: sodium-coupled monocarboxylate transporter 1-like
Exons: 14
Coding region: 128-1906 (592 amino acids)
Biological process (GO): sodium ion transport; transmembrane transport
Cellular component (GO): membrane
Molecular function (GO): symporter activity
Source: RefSeq, a predicted model, not a curated record
UUUAAAUCCUAAUAGAUUAAUUAAAUUUAUCAACUAAAAUAAAAUAUCUUAAUUGCCUAAAAAAAUAUUAAAUUUUUUAUAAUGAUGAUAUCCAAUAUUUUUUUAUUAUAGCUAAAAAAUAGAAACCAUGUCAAAACAUUCUUUUUCAAUGUGGGAUUACUUAGUUUUAAGUUCAACCCUGGUAAUUUCUGCUGUAGUGGGCCUCUAUUUUGCUAUAACUGGAGGAAAACAAAGCACGACUCGUGAAAUAUUUUUAGGGAAUAGGAAAAUGCAUCCAAUACCAGUUGCUUGCUCAAUAUUUGCCAGCUUCAUGUCGGGAGUUAGUCUUUUAGGUUUGGCAGCUGAAUCAUAUACUUUUGGAUGGGAAUAUUGGCAGAUUUGUACCACUUUUAUCACGGUUAUUUUGGCGUCAAAUUACUUUUACUUACCAGUAUUUUACCACUACAAACUAACUUCAACAUUUGAGUAUUUGGAGAAAAGAUUUCACAAGUAUAUAAGGAUAGCUGGAUGUGUUACCUUCGUGAUGCUAACGAUACUUUACAUGGGAAUCGUUAUGUAUGCUCCUGCUAUUGCGUUAAAUGAAGUGACAAAAUUCCCAACAUAUGCAUCUAUAGUAGUAAUUGGGCUCGUAUGCACAUUUUAUACUUCAAUCGGCGGAAUGAAAGCGGUCAUUUGGACGGAUGCCAUACAAUGUGCAUUUAUGUUUGCCGGAAUAAUAGCCAUCAUAUGGAGAGGCGCCUCUGAGGUGGGUGGUAUGGGAAUUGUUUUUAAACGAGCUAUAGAAGGAAAAAGAAUAUAUGUUUUUAAUUAUAAUCCGAAUCCCUUCAUACGUCAUACUUUUUGGAGCAUAAACGUUGGCGGAUUUUUUAUGUGGUUAUCAAUUUUUGCUGUCAAUCAAGCUCAAGUUCAACGAUGUUUGAGUUGUACAUCCCUAAAAAUGGGUAAAAAGGCCAUGUUAUACGCAUUACCUGGUUUAAUUGCUUUCAUGACAGUAUGCAGUCUUUGUGGUAUAGUUAUAUAUGCAUUAUACUACAAAUGUGACCCAUUAACGAUGCGUUAUAUAAAGACAUCUGAUCAACUUUUACCUUAUGUAGUUAUGGAUAUUAUGAAUUAUCCUGGACUUCCCGGCUUAUUUAUCUCUAGCUUAUUUAGCGGGUCUUUAAGCACUAUGUCAUCGGGAUUAAAUUCAUUAGCUGCAGUGAUUUUAGAAGACAUCAUAAAAGUCUAUUUUACAAAAAUUCCCGAAAAUAAAGGCGCUUUAUGGUCUAAAAUUAUAUCCAUAUUUUUUGGUUUAGUCAUAAUUGGGAUGGCCUUUUUGUCUGCACAUUUGGGCACUGUUUUACAAGCUUCAUUAACAAUAUUUGGUGUGGUAGGAGGCCCGAUGUUGGGAUUAUUUACACUAGGUAUGUUUUUCCCAUGGGCAAAUACCAUAGGAAGUUUGAUAGGAUGGAUUAUAAGUUUUAUCGUGGUAUUAUGGCUAGGAGUUGGUGCACUUUUUUACAAGGUUGUUGAGCAAAAAGCUCCUAUGAGUAUAGAAAAUUGCGAAAUUCCCUUAGUAUUGACCCAUUCUCAAUAUUUCUUCAAGGCAUCAAAUAUAAGGCCAAACGAGAAGAUACCUCUGCUAUACAAAUUAUCAUAUCUUCACUUAGGCCUGGUUGCCGUGUUUUUAGUUAUUGGGAUAGGCCUACUAACUAGCUAUUUCACAGGCUUUCAAGACCCAAAUAAACUGGACCCACAUUUAAUUUCUCCGCCACUAAGAAAAUUUUAUCGCUUUUUGGCUACUCGAUUUAAUUGGAAAUUGAAUAUUGAUAGCAAAUUUUAUGAAGAUACAAAUAUGAUAACAGAUAGCCCCCAAAAAAUUGAAGACGGUGACAAUCUUAUAAAAGAAUCAUCAUUAUCUGACUGACGAUUAAAAAUUAUUAUUAAAUAUAUUCUUUUUUAAAAUAAACCAAUUCAAUUAAUUUUUGCACUUUAUCAAGAAGUUUACAAAAUAAUUGUUCAAAUUAUUAUAUUUUAGAAAUUAAUUUGUGUCAUUAUAAGUUAAA